CCGGACCUGGGGCUGACCCGACCUGAGCCUUGUUUAGAGCCAGAAUCCCAACUGAGACCCAGAGCUGAUGGGUUUCUUCCUGGCUCCUACCUCUACACACGGUUUGAGCCAGUACUCCGUGCAAGCAAAGUCCUGGCUGAGAGAUGAGCUCAGUCGGGAACCAGGACUUAUUUCUAACGGUCAGUGAGACGAAGCAAAAAUCGUGUCAGCCAAAGACUUGGUCCCGACUGGGACUCAGCAGGAAUGGGAUGGGAUGGGAUUGGGGGAUCCCGAAGCACAGGUAAGUCUAUAACAAACCAGCUGGCAUGAAAUCAGACGGUGAACUCUAUCCGAUAGUUUGGCUUGAGAUGUGCUUCGGGUCGGCGCUUUCACAAGCUCCUUGCUGCGUCUUCCCUUAAAAGUGUCGGGGCAGGAACCGGAAUCUGGGAUCUCUCAGCUAGAUAAAAACCCGGAUGCAGAGCCUACAGCCUGACCCAGCAGCCCGCUAUCGGAACGUGUUGGAGGCUCUCUGGAGAAUCAUGAGGACAGAGGGCCUGUGGAGGCCCAUGCGGGGGCUGAACGUCACAGCGACAGGCGCGGGGCCUGCCCACGCCCUCUAUUUUGCCUGCUACGAAAAGUUAAAAAAGACAUUGAGUGACAUAAUCCACCCAGGGGGCAAUAGCCAUAUUGCCAAUGGUGCAGCCGGAUGUGUGGCGACAUUACUUCACGAUGCAGCCAUGAAUCCAGCGGAAGUCGUCAAGCAGAGGAUGCAGAUGUACAACUCUCCGUACCACCGUGUGACAGACUGUGUUCGGGCAGUGUGGCAAAAUGAAGGGGCCGGGGCCUUUUACCGCAGCUACACGACCCAGCUGACCAUGAAUGUCCCCUUCCAAGCCAUUCACUUCAUGACCUAUGAGUUCCUGCAAGAGCACUUUAACCCCCAGAGACGGUACAACCCCAGCUCCCAUGUGCUCUGUGGGGCCUGUGCAGGAGCAGUAGCUGCCGCUGCCACAACCCCACUGGACGUUUGCAAAACACUGCUCAACACCCAGGAAUCCCUGGCUUUGAACUCAAACAUUACUGGACACAUCACAGGCAUGGCUAGUGCCUUCAGGACGGUCUAUCAAGUAGGCGGGGUGACUGCUUACUUCCGAGGGGUGCAGGCCAGAGUCAUUUACCAGAUCCCCUCCACAGCCAUCGCAUGGUCUGUGUAUGAAUUCUUCAAAUACCUAAUCACGAAGCGGCAAGAGGAAUGGAGGGCAGGCAAGUGAAAGGAUGCUGAGUGGACCAGGGUCCGAUCGCACAGCUGCAUCCUGCCCUUCCAGCACUUUCUCUGGCUGCUGGCACACUCCAGUCUCAAGAGGAGUUAGAAGGAGGGAGAGAGCAUGCUCCAGGCUGUAGUUGGCUAACGCUAGUUCUUGCCAACGUCUGUUGCCACCGUUGUCUUUCUUCCUGGGCUUUUUGCAAGUUCAGCAAAGGCCACCACAGUACCUCUGACACCAUCUCCAUCCUGGGCCUGGCGACCUGCUCUUGACUGUUGCAGAGGAGAAGCAGCUCAUCCCUGGUUCCUAAUUAAAAAGAAAAAAAGCCUUUAAAU
Mus pahari (shrew mouse) is the source of this 1576-nucleotide messenger RNA. It is a transcript of the gene Slc25a28, whose product is annotated as solute carrier family 25 member 28. Gene Ontology annotation, biological process: iron import into the mitochondrion. The record is from RefSeq and is a predicted model, not a curated record. The transcript is spliced from 4 exons. Lineage: Eukaryota; Metazoa; Chordata; Mammalia; Rodentia; Muridae. Bases 453 to 1250 code for a protein of 265 amino acids. Gene Ontology annotation, cellular component: mitochondrial membrane. Gene Ontology annotation, molecular function: ferrous iron transmembrane transporter activity.